Molecule: messenger RNA, 3341 nt
Organism: Thermothelomyces thermophilus ATCC 42464
Lineage: Eukaryota; Fungi; Ascomycota; Sordariomycetes; Sordariales; Chaetomiaceae
Exons: 4
Coding region: 154-3201 (1015 amino acids)
Biological process (GO): mRNA splicing, via spliceosome
Cellular component (GO): U2 snRNP; nucleus
Molecular function (GO): protein binding; U2 snRNA binding
Source: RefSeq, a predicted model, not a curated record
AUUACCUUCCUAUAUCCGCGGCCGGGAGAUGACCAUCACAUCAUCCUCUUGCUUGUGCUUGUGAGACGUGGCAAGUCGAGGACGGUAAUCUAUGAGUGGGAAGCUGGCGACGACCUGAGAAGGGUGCUUGCCGAAGAGAAACAGGGUCAUCGAAUGCCUGUUGAGCACCAGAUGCCUCUGUUGCUGAUUCCCUUAACGACCCAGUCGGCCUUCUUAACCAUCUCAGCCGAUCACAUCGCCUUGUGCACAGAGUGCUUGCAUGGGCCACCCAUUUUCGACACCAUCGAGAUGGCAGCGCACCCCCCGACCGUCAAUCAUCGCGGCCGCCAACGACCGCUGUGGACCGCAUGGGCCAGGCCUUUCCGUCUUCGGUCCUACAGCAAGAACCGCGACUGCAUCUAUCUCGCCCGAGAGGACGGCGUGGUUUUGUUUAUGGAAGCCGACCAGGAUAAUGCCCUCACCAGCCACUUCCUGGAUCCGUUUCCUUGCAAUAUCUCGGGCGCAUUCGCUUGCCUCUUCGACCGCAGUACCGAUGUACUCGUUCUCGGAAGCGACUCGGGCCCAGGAGGUUAUUGGAAGAUUCCUCCCCGGGAACCGGCCGAGCUUCUUGGGACGUUGCCAAACUGGUCGCCCGUCGUCGACGUUACGACCACCGACGAGCUCAGGGAAUGGCACCAAAGAGACCAAAGAGCGAAUAAGCAAAACGUCACGACCCCGUGGCAACAGAUCAAACAUCGAAAACCGGACCGCAUCUUUGCAACUUGCGAGAGCGGAAGCAAGGGGUCGAUUACAGAAUACCGAUAUGGCUUGAGAGCGAACAUUGGACUAGAGCUAGAGUAUGGUCCCGGUACUAAAGAAGCGUGGCUCCUACGUUUCUGCGACCCGUCCUUGUUGGACGGCUACCUCCUCCUGCUCUCCAUGCCCGACUCGACCACGGCGCUGCUUUUGUCAAGAGACUUCUCCAGCGCCACAGCACCAGGCCCGGGGACGAUACCGUAUGACCUGUCGUCUGCCACUCUUGCUCUGGUCGUGUCGGGCUACUAUACAAUCCAAAUUACCCGGCAGAACAUAGUUCUAGUGAACCAACAUCGGAGCGCUUCACUCCCAAUCAAGUCGCUCCCGGGGCUCUCCACUGGAACUGUCUCAGACGGCCACGCUUUCGAGACGUGCGUUGCGAUCUCGACGCAUACGGACGCCCAGUUUCAGAUUCAUGUGUUCAGUGUUGACUGGGAUUCUCUCACGCUCACGCACGUACAGACAAUCGAUGUCGAAGGCGAAGUUACCUGUCUGUCUCUCGGUCUCGAUUACACCGUCCUGGCAGGCAUACGGCAAGGUGGUCAGACUCUUCUGGCCUGGUCUUCACUGAAACGGCCCUUCGACGGUCUCCACAUGCUCAGCUUAACCGAGUACAUGUCCAAUAAGGAAGAUGAGAGCCUCGACUUCGACGUCCCUUCCUUCGUUGAGGGCAUAGAAAGUAUAAUCUCGGUCAAGGGUACCGUCCUCCUUGGCACUCGAAGUGGAGAGGUGAUCAUGGUCAAAGACGUUGCCGGCUCUGUAUCUGUGGAAUGUGAGAGGUUUGGUACAACUGCCGCGACUCUCAGCUGCAGCUAUCGAGCUGGUGCAACUGAACCUACCAUACUUGCCUGUUGCGACAACAGCCUCGUGUCAAUUCGACUCAAGCAACGUUACAACCAUUGCGGUGGCACCACGGAACUCAAGACGACGAAACUGCGUGUAUGGCCUGUAGAUGCUAGCAAACUGGAGGACAUCCCACCACCAGUGCACUAUGCCACGGCCGUAGAUAUGGCAUCAGAUGACGGCCUUACCCCGAUCCUCCUGAUAUCCGGAUCAAGGCUGUUGCUCGCAGAAAUGCAUGAGGAGCCCGGGCCGGUACAGCGAAGCAUCCCCACCGAGGGCACACCAAACAGGGUCCUCUACUGCCAGUUCACGCAGUGCCUUGUAGCUGCCGUGAACAAGCCAUCCGGCCCAACCUUGACAUUCAUCAACCCUGACACCGGGGACGACAUUGGGAUUCCGACCGAUAAGAAUAAGGCCCCUCAAACAUGCAUUGCAGGCUUGGGAAAGGAGGGGGACAGGAUCAUGAGUCUGGGGGAAUGGAACUACAAGAGGGAUGGCAACGUCUGGAACUUCAUCCUCGUCACUACCAGGGCGGGCCGUCUCAUCGUGGUGACUACGGAGAAAGUAGUCUCACAAGAUGGCAGCCGCACGACAUUCCGAUACUGGACGAGGUUCAGGAAAGAACUCAGCGAGCCAAUAUACUCGGUUCUCGGCUUCGACGAAGGGCUGAUCUACUGCGCCGGCCAGACCAUCUAUUGGGAAGUGCUGGAUCCCAAGGAGAAGCGGCUCAAACCGCUCAAGUCGUUCAGGCUCGGCUCACCGGCCACGAGCCUGCGGAUUUCCAACGGCAAGCUCGUGGCCCUGACGAGCCGCGAGUCUCUGGUCGUGCUUGACAACCUCGAUACAGACGAAGAAGGCAUCCGGCUCUGUCACGUCGACCCCUGGAGGCGGAACGGCGUCGACUCGAUGGAAGUCGCCGGCCCGCAACUCGACCAAGCGACGGGCGGCAUCCACCUGGUCGCCGACCGAGAGUGCGGCGUCGCGGGGCUGUGGGUGCCGUGGCAGACGCCGGAACGCGAGUGCGAGGUCGUGUUGGAGGCGGAGCUGCCGUCGUCUGUGCGCAAGUUCUGCCGCGGCCGGACGCGGCCCGUUUGGGAGCAGCGACUGCGCAAGCCCCGGUACGGCCGGCUUCCCGCAACGGUGGACGACGCCGAGAUCCUGGGCGUCUCGCUCGACGGCACCAUGCGCCAAUUCACCCUGCUGAGCGUCGAGGCCUGGCGGCUGCUACGUUUCAUUCAGAAUCUGGCCCCGGACACCGCCGACGUGUGUCCGCUCGGGCGCCGGAAGAGUAGCAAGGGGCUGGGGCCGGGGCUGGGGCCCGAACCGAAGCUGGCCUAUGGGUUGGAGAUGCAUGUGGACGGGGACAUACUACGCCGAUGUUUGGAGAAGAGGGCGUUGGAGUGGUUGGUGGCCAAGGAGGCACAUGUCGCCAGGUUGAUUGAGCUCCUGAGGGAGUUGGAUGGCGGACAGCACACACAGGGGCUGACGGCCGAGGGAGAUCAUGCGGGGUAUUUCCAGCUUGCUUACGACAUUCUGGAGUAUUACCUGUCGCCAGCCCUGUAACUGUAAAAAGGAAACCUAAGAGACGAGGGAGGACGGAACAUCAAGUCGGUAGUUUGCCCCAGUGCUUGUGAAGGCGAUCGUAACGUCUUGGGCAACUGGUGCUCUUGCACUGAAAUCUCGAAAACGAUAGUUACGCCCAC